Molecule: messenger RNA, 1011 nt
Organism: Paramecium pentaurelia
Lineage: Eukaryota; Ciliophora; Oligohymenophorea; Peniculida; Parameciidae
Source: the annotation of a GenBank genome assembly
AUGAAUUAGCAAUGUAAAAUAUUCAAGAGCAAGGAAAUUGUUUAUUAAAGGGAUCCCAUUGAUGUAAGACAAUAACAUGAUUAAUUUUAAGAAAAAGAAAAUCGUAAAUGGUUAUAAGAUUAUGAAAAUAAUUGGUGAAGGAUCAUAUGGAAAAAUUAAAUUAGCAAUUAAGGAUAAUCAUGAAUAUGCAAUAAAAAAGUUUAAUAAGUUUAUUUUGAAAAAGAAGAAUAAAAUGUACAAGAAUCCUAAUGGAAGUAAUAAUAAUUAAAGUAUUAUUUUUAGCAACAAAAUAUGUCUCAUUUUUAGAUGAAGUAUAUAGAGAAAUAGAAAUUCAUUAAAAAUUGGAUCAUCCAAAUAUAAUUAAAUUGCAUGAGAUUUAUGAUGAUGAUGAAAGAGAGAAAUUAUAUGUAGUUUUAGAAUAUGCAGAAAUGGGAUAAAUUUUGAAAUGGGAAAGUAAAUAAGAAAUAUUUACAUCCUCAUGGAAAUUUGAUGAACUCACAUUCAAAGAUUAUGUUAAACAAAUGUUAAAAGGAUUACAAUAUCUAUAAUAAUAAUAUGUUGCACAUAGAGAUAUUAAACCACACAAUAUACUAUUAACCAAAAAUCAUCAAAUUAAAAUAUGUGAUUUUGGGUAAGCUCAAUAAUUGACUCCAUAAAAUGAUAGAGUCAAAGGAACUGAAGGCACUUUUUAAUUUGUUGCUCCUGAAUGUUUAAGAGAAAAUAAAAAGAGUGAUAUUCCAGGAUAUAGUGGUUAUUUAGCAGAUAUUUGGAGUUUAGGAGUUGUUCUUUAUUGUGUAGUAGAAUUGAGAUUACCAUUUUAAAGUGAAAUAAUGUUAGAACUAUUUAAUUAGAUAGAAACCAAAGAGUAAGAUAUUAUUAUUUAAUAUUAGAAUUAAAAUGAAAUAUGAUGGACCAGCAAAAAGUUUAAUUCUUAAAAUGUUAACUAGAGACACAAAUAAAAGACCAAAUGCAAGUUAAUUAUUAGAAGAUCCUUAUUUUUAAUGAUUUAGU